Molecule: messenger RNA, 1923 nt
Organism: Myxozyma melibiosi
Lineage: Eukaryota; Fungi; Ascomycota; Lipomycetes; Lipomycetales; Lipomycetaceae
Product: ATP-dependent RNA helicase DED1
Exons: 2
Coding region: 1-1923 (640 amino acids)
Cellular component (GO): nucleus
Molecular function (GO): RNA helicase activity; ATP binding; RNA binding
Source: RefSeq, a predicted model, not a curated record
AUGGCUGAGAUUUCUGACAAGCUUAACAACCUAAGCAUCAAAGACCAGGGCGAGCAACAGCAGCAGGGCACUGGAAGACCUACCUAUGUUCCUCCUCACGCGCGAAAGUUCGGUGAUGCUGCUGCCGGACCCAAGUACAACUCUGGUGAAGGUUACCGUAACGAUGGCGCCCGUGAUGGCUAUCGUAACGAUAGCUUCCGUGGCGGCCGUGGCGGAUAUGGCGGUCGUGGCGAUGGAUUCAACCGUGGAUACGGUGGCGGUUAUGGCGGACGUGGCGGCUAUGGUUCGCGAGACAACUUCGGCGGUGACGGCUACCGUAACAAACAAUCCGCCCACGAAGGACGAUUUGUUGAUGGCAAGCACGUUCCCGGCGCCCGUGAUCCCAGAGUUGAGAAAGAGCUUUUCGGUACUCCUGACGACAACAACAGACAACUGACUGGUAUCAACUUCGACAACUACGAUGACAUCCCCGUUGAGGCCACCGGUGAGAAUGUUCCCGAGCCCAUUACCGCCUUCACCUCCCCUCCCGUUGAGGAGCUCUUGCUCAGCAACAUCGAGCUCUCUGGAUACACAAAGCCCACCCCUGUCCAGAAGUACUCUAUCCCCAUUGUCUGCGGUGGCAGAGACUUGAUGGCUUGUGCCCAGACUGGUUCCGGAAAGACUGGUGGUUUCCUCUUCCCUAUUCUCUCUGAGGCUUACACUCACGGACCUACUGCCGUCAGCCCCGAGGGCAACGGCUCUUUUGGCCGUAACCGCAAGGCCUACCCUACUUCCUUGAUCCUUGCUCCCACCCGUGAGCUCGUCUCUCAGAUCUACGAGGAGUCCCGGAAAUUCGCCUACAGAUCGUGGGUCAAGCCAUGCGUUGUCUACGGUGGUGCUGAUAUUGGCACCCAGCUCCGUCAACUGGACCGUGGCUGCGACUUGCUUGUUGCCACUCCUGGUCGUCUUGUCGACUUGAUCGACCGUGGCCGUAUUUCUCUUUCCAGCAUCAAGUUCUUGGUUCUCGACGAGGCCGAUCGUAUGCUUGAUAUGGGUUUCGAGCCCCAGAUUCGCCGCAUUGUCGAGCGUGAGGACAUGCCCGAUGUCCAGAACAGACAGACUCUCAUGUUCUCCGCCACCUUCCCCCGCGAUAUCCAGAUGCUCGCUCGCGACUUCCUGAAGGAUUACAUCUUCCUGUCCGUUGGCCGUGUCGGUUCCACUUCUGAGAACAUCACACAGAAGGUUGAGUACGUUGAGGACUCCGACAAGCGAUCCGUCUUGCUCGACAUUCUCUCGUCCAACAAGGGCGGACUUACCUUGAUCUUCACUGAGACCAAGCGUAUGGCCGACUCGCUCUGCGACUUCUUGAUGAACCAGGGCUUCCCCGCCACUUCUAUUCACGGUGAUCGUACUCAGCGUGAGCGUGAGCAGGCUCUUGACAUGUUCCGCAGCGGACGUGCUCCCAUCAUGGUUGCCACUGCUGUUGCUGCUCGUGGUCUCGAUAUUCCUAACGUCACCCACGUCGUCAACUACGAUCUUCCCUCUGACAUUGACGACUACGUCCACCGUAUCGGUCGUACCGGUCGUGCUGGUAACACCGGUCUUGCCACCGCUUUUUUCAACCGUGGCAACAAGGGUGUCGUCAAGGAGCUCAUUGACAUUCUCCGUGAGGCCAACCAGGAGAUCCCUGACUUUCUUGAGGCUGUCGCUGCUGAGGGCGGAUACGGUGGUGGCCGUGGUGGCCGUGGCGGAAGCCGUGGUGGCCGCGGCAACGGCAACCGUGAUUUCCGUCGCGGUGGCGGCGGUGGCUACGAUAACUACGGUGGCCAGUCUUACGGCGGCGGCGGCAACAGCUAUGGCGGCUACGGCGGUUCGGCCUACAGCGCCUACAACGCCUCGUCGUACCAGAGUGGCGGUGCCCAGCAGGGUGGCGGCUGGUGGUAA